Molecule: messenger RNA, 2467 nt
Organism: Orbicella faveolata
Lineage: Eukaryota; Metazoa; Cnidaria; Anthozoa; Scleractinia; Merulinidae
Product: DNA polymerase alpha subunit B-like
Biological process (GO): DNA replication initiation; DNA replication
Cellular component (GO): alpha DNA polymerase:primase complex
Molecular function (GO): DNA binding
Source: RefSeq, a predicted model, not a curated record
UCCAACAUGGUGACAGACCAGGAGAUUGAACGAGAAUUUGAGGAGUUUUCUGUUACUAUAGACGACUUGUCCGUCUUAGAUAAAUUGAAAGAAAUCUGCAUUUUGUGUCAUCUGAGUGCUACAGAGUUAGUUGAAGAAUGGAUUGCCCAUGUAACAUCUGCUGGCUGUAAUCAAGAACCGGAUCUUUCUUCCCUGGAAGACUUUGAACGAAAGCAAUCUUUGUCUAAGGAAAAGAAACAGAAGCAGCUGAGCAUUAAACUAGAGGAGACCAAGCCCUUGAUGUUUAGUAAAGACACCAUCGAUGAAGUUAUCAGUGAAGAAUAUGAAGAUUUGUUAGAAUGCUACCAAACCCCUGGAAAUAAGUUAUCUACUAAAAGACCUCAUACAACUCCUGAAGCAGCUAUCAAUAAACGUCAUGCAUCUCUUGGGCGCAGUCCUGGCCCAGCUCCUUUCUCUCCUGCCAGUUUUUCUCCUGCCAGUGCCACUCCUUCUAUUAAGUAUAGUUCACGGAACAACUCUGGGGAAAUAGUAUUUUCUUUUAACCCUAGUGGAAGUGAUCCACAACAUAUCAUUCAACAACAUAUACCAGCAACGCAUUUGACAGUGCAGUAUGCAACCCAGAAAGAUGCUCUGUUAAACAGCUACAAAUACAUGUUUCAAAAACAGGGUGAUAAAGCGACUGUACUCGGUGAGCUCAUUGAUAAUAUGGCAGAGAAAUUGCAAGCAAGCUUAGGAGUUGAGGAGUUUUCUAGUUUAUGCAUACCAACUCAGGAAGAGGUGUUUGUUAUUGGGCGUAUUUGCUGUGACUCAAAUGGGAAAUUAAAUUCACAGUCAGUUGUAUUGGAAGGUUCACAAGAGCUCUCCUCAGGACAGCAAAUCAAGUUGGAUCUUUCAGAAUUACGACAGUUUGCACUCUUUCCUGGUCAGGUUGUUGCUAUUGAGGGAGUGAACAGUACUGGUCAAAAAUUGGUUGUGAACAAACUUUGUACAGGAGUACAGCUUCCUUUCCACUCACCAGUGGAAAAUGUUGAGCAUGGUUCUGAGGACAUAACAUCAGAGCCAUUUUUAAUGUCAGUAGCUGCUGGCCCAUUUACAACUUCAGACAGCCUACUUUAUGAACCCCUUGCAGAUCUCAUGCAAAAAGUACAAAAUGAUAAACCAAACCUUCUUAUUUUGCUAGGACCCUUUGUCGAUACCAAGCAUGAUCAGAUCAUAAAUGGUGAUCUAGAGGAACCUUUUGAAGAUCUCUUUGACAGACAAGUACAACAGAUAGUUAAAGCUACUGAAAAACUAGCCACUACAGUUGUUUUUGUGCCAUCUCAUCGAGAUGUCCACCAUGACUUUGUCUAUCCCCAGCCACCAUUCAGCACCAAAGUUAACACAGCAGAAUUCAAUGCAGCUGAGCGAAUCCAUUUUGUGUCAGAUCCUUGUACCCUUGUAGUCAACAAUGUGUCUGUUGGUCUUUCUUCAAUGGAUGUAUUGUUACACUUGGCAAGUGAAGAGACAGUUUGUCCACCAGGAUCAUCUGACAGAUUUGGUCGCCUUCUGAAACAUAUUCUUCACCAGCAUAGCUAUUACCCACUGCAUCCACCAGCUGAAGAUGUCAACAUAGAUUAUGAGCAGUUUGAAAAGUAUGCAAUGCUCCCUUACAAUCCUGACAUCUUGAUCCUGCCAUCAGAUCUUCGAUAUUUUGCCAAGGACACUCUUGGCUGCUUAUGUCUCAACCCAGGCCGACUUGCCAAAGGCCAUGUAGGUGGUACUUAUGCCAAAGUCUGGGUGAAAUCAUCACCAGAUCAUUUAGACAAGUCAUCAUCUCAUAUUUUGCAAAGGUCCUUGGCACAAGUGAUCAGAAUAUAAGUGAAUUCAAAAGCUACACCUUAUUAGACCAUCAUGUUCUUAGAGACUGAGAGAUACAUCAGUUACAUGUCAAUAAGUAUUGUAAAUUGGCAGCAUAACGUCAGGUACACUGGUACAUUUUUUUUUGUUGCACAACCUUAGUAAUAAUGCUAUACAAAGGAGAGCUUGUAAACCCUUUUAUUAGCUGCGCACAUUUUGUGACUCAAAAUUAAACUUUUUUAACAUAUUUGUAGACCAAUUUAAGUUGUUAGGCAUCUUACUUAGGUUACAUCAGCUACUUUAUACUUAAUAGGAAUCAUAAGAAAUGAGGGCAAACAUUUUGGAUGUACGAGUUGUGGGAAUCUAAUGUCAGACAGCGUACAAUCACUCUCUGGGAUACGAAAUAAAAAAUUAUCAAAGGAUGUGCAAAAGAUUUUACCAGCCAAACUGGAGGCGCUUAAGUAAGCAUGAAACUAAAUCUAAUUUCUUAGAAAUUAUCAUGUGCAUUAGUAUUUAUGGCAGUGUAGAUAUAAUAAAAAUUAAUGAAAGUACUUUAGCAUGGUUCACUUUUCUGUCUUCCAUAAACUGCUACUUAUAAGCCACCCCCUUUAUAGGUCCAUCUACUUGUAAA